GAGCAGUCACCAAAUCGCCUCCGUCUGCUUCUUCUGCUCCUCGUUUGAUAUCGGAUCUCGCACGAUUUCUCUCAGUGGCGUUUGCCAUGUACACGUCGACUCACGUCAGGUUGUAGUCUCAAGGCCCUCGCGAGACCACAUAAAGCGUUCACAGUAGCUAUUGAGAUGCCGGCCAACAGCCAAUAUCGUGACUAUACAGCUCCUCUGGGAGGUAACACUAGAGGAACUCCGCUGUCCGCCACAGUCGCUGGCAAGUACAGGGCGCACAACUUUGGGGUCUCAAGUGUCGGUGUGCUUGUCAACAGCAUUGAGAGCGCGACCGGACCGAAGCUCGUACUGCAGUUCGCUAAUGAACAGACGAAGGCAUAUCAUACAGCUCAAUGCGAGAUGGUGUCUAACGGCACUCCUUUGGGCGCAGCUCCUGCGUGAAAGUAGACAACCGCUGUCGCAGAGGCACCGUGAGGCUACUGUGCAGUAUUCAUUACGUGAAGCCUGAGUCACUGCGUCCUGUAACCAAUUGAAUGCACGAAUGUACGAUUACCUGUGAUGUUAUGCACACACGAAUGUGUUUUUCCCGCUC
Molecule: messenger RNA, 580 nt
Organism: Fomitopsis serialis
Lineage: Eukaryota; Fungi; Basidiomycota; Agaricomycetes; Polyporales; Fomitopsidaceae
Exons: 6
Coding region: 166-429 (87 amino acids)
Source: RefSeq, a predicted model, not a curated record